Lactuca sativa (garden lettuce) is the source of this 1476-nucleotide messenger RNA. RefSeq names its product UDP-glycosyltransferase 92A1. Lineage: Eukaryota; Viridiplantae; Streptophyta; Magnoliopsida; Asterales; Asteraceae. Gene Ontology annotation, molecular function: UDP-glucosyltransferase activity. The record is from RefSeq and is a predicted model, not a curated record.
AUGGAAGCUAAACUACGUAGACACGUAAUCAUGGUACCAUUCAUGGCGAAAGGUCAUCUCCUACCCUUCUUAGAAUUAGCUCAUCGAAUCCUCCAUCACAACGCCAACCUCACCAUCACCAUCGUCAACACCCCUUUAAACAUCAACUACCUCCGCUCCACCAUCGCCAACGACCCCACUCCUCCCCCUCAAAUCCACCUGAGAUCUCUCCCCUUCAACAGCUCCGACCACGGCCUCCCUUCUAACUCUGAAAGCACCGAAGGCCUAACCUUCACCCAAAUCAUCAAACUUUUCUAUGCCUCCACCACCCUCGAAGCUCCACUACGUGAGUUCAUCUCCGAUGUCAUUGUAAAAGAAGGAACUGCUCCCGCUUGUAUAAUUUCUGAUAAUUUCAUGGGUUGGGCUAAUGAGGUAGCAAGAUCUUUCGGAACUGUUAAUUACACAUUCACCACCGGCGGCGCUUAUGGCACAACCGCAUUUUGUUCCAUUUGCAUGAAUCUUCCUCAACGGAAUAUUGCAGAUGGAGGCACCCACGACCAUUUUCCGGUGCCGGGGUUCCCGGAAUUUUUUCAGUUUUCGAUCACGCAGCAUCAUCCGUAUUACAGAGCUGCUGAUGGUAAAGAUGAAUGGUCAAUAUACUUCCUCCCUCAGCUCUCUCACUGUCUUCAAUCCAACGGCUGGUUGUGUCAUACAGUUGAAGAGAUAGAAACCACAGGAUGUGAAGCCUUGCGAAACUUCACAAAGCUCCCUCUUUGGUGUACUGGCCCACUCCUCCCAUCAAAAAUGUUAAAAACAAACUCGGGUAUGGAUACGGGUUCGGGUGUUAAUGUUAUAGGUCAACCUGAAAAAUGCAUCAAAUGGUUGGAUUCGCAUGCUCAAGGCUCAUUGCUCUACGUUUCAUUUGGAUCUCAAAACACACUUAGUGAAAUCCAAAUGAUGGAAUUAGCAAAAGGGCUUGAAGAGAGCAAGAAGCCUUUUAUUUGGGUGAUUAGGCCUCCAAUCGGGUUUGAUAUCAAAAGUGAGUUCAAACCCGAAUGGUUGCCUUUGGGUUUUGAGGAUAGAAUUAGAAACCAAGGAUUGUUGGUGCACAAUUGGGCACCUCAAUUGGAUAUACUAUGCCACCAGUCAACCGGAGCUUUCUUGAGCCAUUGUGGGUGGAACUCGGUGAUGGAGAGUCUAAGCCAAGGGGUGCCAUUGAUCGGGUGGCCGUUGGCGGCAGAACAAGGGUUCAAUGCAAAGAUGUUGGUGGAGGAGAUGGGUGUCUGUGUGGUGUUAAGGACAGGGGUGGUGGAGAGUACGAUCGGGAAGGAGGAGGUGAAGAAGGUGAUCGAGGUGGUGUUGGAUAAAAAUGAAGACGGAAAAGGGAAUGACAUGAGAAAGAAAGCAAGUGAAUUAAGAAAAUUGAUGCAUGCAAGUGUUAAUGGUUCUUCUUACAAAGCAAUGGCUGACUUUGUGUCAACCUUUUCUUCUAUUUAA